AUGGUUCAGUUGAUGAAUUCGGGUGAUCUCCUACCGGAAUCCGAGUCGCAGUGUCGGAAUAAGUUUCCGGUGAAGUUGGAGAUCGAAGACCCGUUAGAUGAAGAGCACGGCUCUCUCAACAAGCGAGCCAAGCUCUCCCUUCCUCCUCAGCAGCAGUGGAACUCUGGAAGUGGCGUAUUUCCGAUCCCGCCUUCACAGUAUAACCCACUUGAUGAGCCUAGUCCAUUGGGUUUGAGAUUGAAGAAGAGCCCCUCAUUUUUGGAUUUAAUUCAAAUGAGGCUCUCUCAAGGGAAUGCUUCAACUGUAACCAGUGGAAGUCUUGAAGUAGGGAAAAAGAAGGAUGGUAAAGGUGCUGCUGCUCCUGGAAAUACUGAUAAGCUCAAGGCUUCCAAUUUUCCUGCUUCGCUUCUAAGAAUUGGAACUUGGGAGUGUAUAUCAAGAUAUGAAGGUGAUCUCGUUGCGAAGUGUUACUUUGCGAAGCAUAAGCUAGUUUGGGAGGUUCUUGAAGGGGGCCUUAAGAGUAAGAUAGAAGUUCAGUGGUCAGAUAUCAUGGCUAUUAAAGCAAAUUGCCCAGAUAACGGACCUGGGACCUUGGAUAUAGUGCUGGCCAGACAACCUCUCUUCUUUAAGGAGACCAAUCCGCAGCCUAGGAAGCACACCCUAUGGCAGGCAACUUCAGAUUUCACUGGUGGACAGGCUAGCAUAAACAGACGACAUUUUCUGCAGUGCCCACAAGGUUUAUUGAGCAAGCAUUUUGAAAAGCUUAUCCAGUGUGAUCUUCGUCUGAACAUGCUGAGCCAACAGCCAGAAAUAGUGUUAGAUUCUCCAUACUUUGAACCCAGAGGUUCUGUUUUUGAGGACCCAGAUGAAUCCAAAUGCCAAGUUUUCGAUCCACUGAAUAGUGAAUAUGUAGCCCCCUUCCCUGGGUUCCGGGAUGAGGCAUCGCCAUCUGCUACCCAGUCAUCUACCUCAAAAGGUGAACUACUGGAUCCUGUCGGAAGACCUUCAUCACCAGGUCGUGUGCCUCUUGAAGUUCCUUCUCCUAGCUCAGAAACUGGAAGCAGUGAAACUGAGGAAUCGAAAGGGCUUAACCAGUGGGACCAAUUGAAAGUUCCUGGACUUCGUUCUUCCAUGUCUAUGAGUGAUCUUGUGAGCCACAUCGGACAUUGUAUAUCAGAGCAGAUGAACUCUGGCAAUCCUCUUUUCUCUGGUGAAGGUUUACAGGGCAAGGACAUGCUGGAGGAGAUUGCCCAGUACUUGCUUAGUGAUUCUCAACUUACUUCAGCCUCUGAUGAGAAGUCCCUAAUGUCUCGAGUCAAUUCCCUUUGUUGUCUUCUACAGAAGGAUCCUGCUACAGUUCAAAACUUGCAGCUUAGCAGCGAAGGUGGCCUUGAUGCGACUGAUGAGAGCAAGAAUGAUGUACCCAACUCCAUCCCCGACUCAAAACAAGAGAUUAAGGCCAUGGCUGAUCUUCCAGUGGUUGAUGGGGAAUCUCAUGAAUUGUCCGGCUAUAAGCAAACUCCAGCUAUGUCAAGGAAAGACUCAGUUGGGGAUUUGCUGCUUAAUCUCCCGCGCAUUGCAUCUCUGCCACAUUUCUUGUUCAACAUCUCAGAAGAUGGUGAGAAUCGAGCUAGAUAAGCCCUGCUCUCCCCACCCUACCC
Molecule: messenger RNA, 1661 nt
Organism: Telopea speciosissima
Lineage: Eukaryota; Viridiplantae; Streptophyta; Magnoliopsida; Proteales; Proteaceae
Exons: 6
Coding region: 1-1638 (545 amino acids)
Source: RefSeq, a predicted model, not a curated record